UCCUCCCAGAGCUCUGUUUUAAGCCUAGAGGCUCCAAAGCCCCCCGACCAUCCAUCCUUUGCAGGGGCGGUGAGCGAUCCGUUGUCUUGACUCCCAGGGGCGGUGGCCCUGCGGCUGCUCCAAUCGCCGCCCGGCAAAGGAAUUAGGGCGUGGACAAGUCCUGAAAAAGUUAGGGCGGGUUCCAAGGUGGGGCGCGCGGGGGAGCCCAGGGACCCGGCCCUGCGGGAAAGCCUCUGCUGCUGCUCUGCUGGGGGCAUCGAAGGUCUCCUAGGACUUGGGAGCCUCAUCUAUCCCAGCCGCCCACCAUGGAGCCCUUCGGGCUUCUCAUGACUGGCGCCUCCUUCGCUGUCUUUCGGGGGCUGCACUGGGUCCUGCAACACCUGCCCACGCCCAAGCCUGCUGCUCGGAACCGCUGGAAGUGGCGGAACAUCUGUGUCUCGCUGGUGCACAGCCUGCUCGCUGGAACCGGGGCGCUGCUCGGGCUGUCAUUCUUCCCUCAGAUGAUUGCCGACCCAAUUCGGGGCCACCCUCCUGGGGCUCUGAUGCUAGUGGCUGUAUCAGUAGGUUACUUCCUGGCUGAUGCAGCUGAUCUGUUGCGGAACCAGACCUUGGGCCAGGCCUGGGAUCUUCUCUGUCACCAUUUGGUGGUAAUAAGCUGCCUCAGCACCGCCAUUCUGUCUGGCCACUACGUAGGCUUCUCUGUGGUGUCUCUGCUCCUGGAGCUGAACUCAGCCUGCCUGCACUUCCGGAAGUUGCUGCUACUUUCCCACCAGGCCCCAUCCUUGGCCUUCAGCAUGGCUAGCUGGGCGACUCUUGCCACCCUGGUCCUCUUCCGCCUUGUUCCUCUGGGGUGGAUGAGUCUGUGGCUAGCCCAGCAGCAACGAGAGGUGCCUCCUGCCCUGGUUGCCCUUGGUGGCGUUGGACUGCUCACUGUAGGUGUCAUGAGCAUCGUACUGGGUGUACGAAUUCUGAUCAAUGAUGUUUUGCGGUAUCGGCCUUGCCCACCUACAUCUGGGCACAAGGAAACACCAGACACCAGGGCCUAUUGUGCUGGUGAGCAUGUCACCAGGGAUGUGUCUGCUCUCAACAUGAGAAACUAGAGAAGCCUUAGGCUUCUCCAACCAUCUGAGGGAGGUAAGAACAAGACAAGAA
Suncus etruscus (white-toothed pygmy shrew) is the source of this 1152-nucleotide messenger RNA. RefSeq names its product TLC domain-containing protein 2-like. Gene Ontology annotation, cellular component: plasma membrane. Gene Ontology annotation, biological process: membrane assembly; regulation of membrane lipid distribution; phospholipid homeostasis. Lineage: Eukaryota; Metazoa; Chordata; Mammalia; Eulipotyphla; Soricidae. The record is from RefSeq and is a predicted model, not a curated record.